Molecule: messenger RNA, 434 nt
Organism: Tricharina praecox
Lineage: Eukaryota; Fungi; Ascomycota; Pezizomycetes; Pezizales; Pyronemataceae
Product: cytochrome b-c1 complex subunit 9
Exons: 3
Coding region: 100-285 (61 amino acids)
Biological process (GO): mitochondrial electron transport, ubiquinol to cytochrome c
Source: RefSeq, a predicted model, not a curated record
UGAAUCCUCACUCCUCCGCUGCACCACUCAUAUCCACAUUCGCAACCACCACACCACCAUCACUCCCGAUACUCUCCCCUCCACACCGACACCGACACAAUGCCCCUCACAAACACCAUCUACAACGCCGUCUUCCGACGCAACCACAUCUUCGUGGGCGCAGUGUUCACCGGCGCAUUCGCAUUCGAGAUGCUCUUUGACACCACCAGCGACAAGAUCUGGGACCGCAUCAACCGUGGCCGGCAGUGGAAGGACAUCCGCCACCGGUACGUCGAGGAGGAGUAGACGUUGGUCUCUGCCAACGACGAAUUGUACUCGAUUUGAGGUUUAGCGGGUGCGUGGGGACACGGCGGGACUGCGGUGGACGAAGGAUCGCAAAAAUAGAGUUGUUAUACAUAUUACCCAACACCCGACAUCUACUCUGCGUCUACACG